Messenger RNA from Megachile rotundata (alfalfa leafcutting bee), 2213 nucleotides. RefSeq lists its product as uncharacterized. The record is from RefSeq and is a predicted model, not a curated record. NCBI's taxonomy places the organism in Eukaryota, Metazoa, Arthropoda, Insecta, Hymenoptera, Megachilidae.
AUGGCAUCAAAAGCAAAGAAAACUGUGAGAUAUGCGGUAGAAGACUUGAAAAAGGCUUUAGACGCUAUAGAUGGAGGCAUGCCAAUACUGAAAGCGAGCAAAAUUUUCAAAAUUCCAAGAACAACCCUUACUUAUAAACAUAAAGGAAUAUACCUUAAAGAAUUAAAGAAAGUUAUAGUUAGAAGAGGAGAAUCCACAGUAUAUAACUUUAUUAAUAACGACGAAAAGGAGUGCCUGACGACACUUAUAACUGCCAAUGCAGCUGGUCAGCUUGCACCACCAAUGGUCAUAUUUUGCUAUGUAAGAAUCCCCUCUCACAUAAUAAGUUCGAUGCCUAAUGAGUGGGGCGUGGGAAGAAGUUCUAGUGGCUGGAUGACUGGACAAAGUUUUUAUGAAUAUAUUACAAAUGUGUUCUAUAAAUGGCUAUUAAAGAAAGAUAUUCCUUUGCCAGUCAUUUUAUUUGUGGAUGGUCAUGUUAGUCACCUUACUUUAUCCCUAAGUGAGUUUUGUACAGAGAAAGGAAUAAUAAUUAUUGCCCUUUACCCGAAUGCAACACACAUCUUACAACCAAUGGAUGUAUCAGUGUUUCAUCCAUUGAAAAAUGGUUGGAAAGAUUCUGUACAGAAAUGGAAAUUUGAGCACAAUGGGCAAACAAUUCGAAGAGAAAACUUUGCUCCAUUACUACAAGAAGUACUCUUAAAAUAUAAUUUGUUGAUCGAUCAUUUUACAAGGUAUGCGUUUAUAUCAACGUCUAAAACACAAGGCGCGAAAGAUUUUAUUAAACUAAUAAAAACAAUAAAAAAGGACAAUAACAUAAAAACUUUAUUCACAGACCAAUAUGCAGGUAUAAAUUCGAAAGAAUUUAAACAAUAUUUGAGGUCCCAAAAGAUAAACUUAAUCUUCACAGCAGUGGAUUGUGCUUUUUCUAACGGUUUAAAUGAGAGAACGAAUCAAACACUAAUCAACAGGAUAAGAUGUAAAAUAUUUGAGAACAAAAAUCGCCCAUGGCCCAUUAUAGCACAAGAAUGUGUCAAAGAAUAUAACAAUACAAUUCAUAGUUCAACAGGUUUCACACCCAAUUAUUUGCUCACUGGAAAAGACAAAUCAACUCUACUAAGCGAACUAAACCCUAGUAAUGAACGUAACUUGAAAGAAGAUAGAUUAAUAGCAUUCCAAAAUUCAAUGAAAGCUCACAGACAAAAUAAAAAUUAUUAUGAUAAGAAUACAAAUUAUAUAGAUUACAAAGUUGGAGACCUAGUAUAUAUAGUAAAUGGUAAUAAAUUGAACAGAAACAAAUUAGACCCAAUUAGAACAGGUCCAUAUAAAAUAAAAAAUAAAGUAUCUAAUGUGAUAUAUAUAGUUGAUAGAGGUUUCAGAAAGAAUGAAUCAAACCUUUUUCACACCAGUAAAUUGAUCCCUUAUCACCCAUUUCCUAAGCCGUCCACUCAACUUGAAGGGGGGGAUGUAAGUUUGACGUUACCCCAAACUUAGUGUGCCCGCCAAUGCCACGUGACAGGCGGAGUGGGGGCGACUACGCAGUGCCCAAGAAAACAACAAAACCGAGUCAGUGUAACGAAAGACUAAGAACGAAUGUAAACACCGACAAUUUGUACGGUUUUAGUUUUUAACUGCAACCACGGAUUGUUGUGUUUAUUUAUCCUGGCAUAAAGUCCACCCAAGAAAGGCUUACAUAUAUACAUUAGACAAUACAUUAAACAAUAGCUUUGAAAAUAGUAAUAAUGAGAGAGAUUAUUUUCAUAUCAGGGAAGAUGAAAUAAGGGCCCAUAAUACAACACCUACACCCACAUCAUCAUCAAAACUACAAGAAGUACAGUCUGCAACAAUAAAUCAAACUAAUGUACCAAACAAUGUGCCAAGCCCUUUUAAAAAUUGUUUAUUUUGGCCGGUAUCAUCUACCGAAAAGAAAAGAAAGAGAUCGAAGGAAAAAAUUCCGUUGGUCGUAACAUCGGAAGAAUGGGAAGAUUAUUAUUAUAAAAAAAAUGCCGAAAAAGAAAGAAAAGAAAAGGAAAAGGAAGAAAGAAAAAGAAAAAGAGAAAUGAAGGCAGCAGAAAAACCGAAUAAGAAAAAGAAAACUGCAAAGAAAUACAAACGACUUGUUAUAGUAAGUGAUACUUCUACAUCAUCUGAGUUUAUUUAAUUUGUUUAUUUAAUUUUCUUAACAUUAACAAAAUUUAAAUAGCUUUUGGUUACGU